Messenger RNA from Magallana angulata, 881 nucleotides. Its product is annotated as cerebellin-4-like. NCBI's taxonomy places the organism in Eukaryota, Metazoa, Mollusca, Bivalvia, Ostreida, Ostreidae. The coding region runs from base 53 to 829 and encodes 258 amino acids. The transcript is spliced from 2 exons. Gene Ontology annotation, molecular function: protein binding. The record is from RefSeq and is a predicted model, not a curated record.
UAUAUAUCAUAGAUAAGCAGAUAUAACGUGGACAUAUAGCAGAAACGUACAUAUGGUUGGGCUAAGUAUUUUGGUGUGCAUCUUUCUAAUGACCUUUGAACUUGGUCAAACUAGUGUGAUAGGUGAAACCGAGAAUACAGCACAGAUUCUAAAACUAUCCAAGAUGAUGGUAAAACUGGAGUCUGCAGUAAAAGAUAUACAAAACGACAACCGGAAGUUACAAAACGACAACAGACAGCUAAAGGAAGUCAUCGCAGAAUUGUCCAAUCGUUUGGAAAACGAGAUUCGACUUCGGGAACAACUGGAGAAGCGAGUUCGGAUAUGUGAGAUUUAUCAGAGGGAAGACGACGGAAAUGACGUAACUCUCCCCCAAUCCAGUCGGAACACUACGGCUAAGGGGAAACGAAUAAGUGGAAUUCGUUCCUCCAACGGAACCAUCGCAUUCUCUGCUUACUUGACCACCACUCUAUCCAGUCCUGGUAAUUUAAGGCCUCUCAUUUUUGAUGCCAUUUUCAUGAACGAAGGCAAUGGUUACAACCACCACAUGGGCGUGUUCACAGCUCCAAGAACUGGUCUGUAUGUCUUUACAUGGACCAUCCGGGCUAAUGGCGGGGCCUACUUUAAUACACAACUCCUUGUCAAUGGAUUGAUGUACGGGUCGAUGUACACAAGGGACUACUAUUAUUCCAAUUCAAACUCGGCCACGGCGGUCGUUCACGUUGCGGUGGGAAAUUCCGUUUACGUCAGAACCGGUCCUACAGGUAACAGUGGCCACAUCUUAAGCAAUUAUGAUGGGUAUUCCACAUUCUCUGGAUGGACAAUCGAUUGAAUGUUAUUUUGCAUGCAGUUCAAAUCAUUUAAAUAAAGUUACUUAUUUUGCA